Molecule: messenger RNA, 6519 nt
Organism: Mizuhopecten yessoensis (Yesso scallop)
Lineage: Eukaryota; Metazoa; Mollusca; Bivalvia; Pectinida; Pectinidae
Exons: 5
Coding region: 348-1937 (529 amino acids)
Biological process (GO): regulation of apoptotic process
Source: RefSeq, a predicted model, not a curated record
UAAGUAUGUACAUAUUGAACUGUUAAUGCAGGUCUAGAGCUUUGAACUGUUGCAAAACAUCUUGAGGGCAGUCAAAUGACUAUGUAAGAGCUUUGAUGUAUAGUGCUGUGUUUGGAACAAAGCAUGGAAAUACAUAUGAAGGGGAAUUGAUCAAAUACAGGGAAGGCCUAGACCUACAGGACAUAUGGAUGUACCAACACGACAUUGUGAGGCAGACCGACAUGAAACGUGUUUACAUGACGUCAGGCUGGAACAUAUGGUGUAGUGACGCACUAUGAGUUAGCAGGCUCUUCCAUCAAAUCUGCUUGCCAUUUCAUCAACUUGCCCUCCUGUCUUCCCCAGCAGUCAUGCUGACAGAACAGCUUCCGACAAGGCAAGACCUUGUUGAGUCUCUCGACUCUGAAGCCAUCUUUGAUUAUUUAAUUCAACAUGGAGUCUUAGAUGAAGGAACACGGGAUGGCAUUCGAGGGGAGACAACCAAGGUGCAAAGAAAUACUGCACUACUGCAACACUUGCAGGGGAAUGGUGACUCAGCUAUUGCCUUAUUUAUCAACGCUCUCAGACAGUCUGGUCAACUGGUGCUGGCCAGCUCUUUGGAUGUGACCAGUAAAAUCAAGCCGACCUAUGGAUCAGGUUAUCUGGGGAAGGAGCGGUAUAAAGGUCAAGUGACCAUAAAGAUUCUAGUUGACUCAAUCAAGGGUUUGUUCCCAAAGUGGGAAGAAGGUGACCAAUUGGAGGAGAAACAUGGCGACACACCAGAAAAAGAGGUCAAACCUCAUGGGGGUACAACCCUUAGUGACCUCAAUGUGCUUCUUACGCCUCGCCGCAUGCACAAGUCUUACGAAAAUAUGACCAUGAUUGACGGGAUUGGUGAUGGUUCAAGGUCAAAGAUGUGGCGAAUUCACGAGUAUUCGUAUGACAGGGAUGGGUUUGGGUAUGAUACAGCUGGUGAGGAGGAGGAUGAUGAUGAUGAUGGGGCAAAAUCCGCUGGAUUCUGUUGGUGUCUUUGCAUUCCACGUAGAAAGAAGGCGAAAAAAUACAAACAAAAUUACCCAGGGCCUUCUAAAGAGCGACAGAGAAACGAAAGUCCCAGAAAUGUUCAACCACGUCCCAGGAACACAAAAAAUAGGGACAGUAGUUCAUGUAUGAGUGAUAUCAGCUCUCCUCCAAAAGGUCAACAAAUUGUGAAAGGUGGAAGUUCAAACACAUACUCCCCAAAAAGAACUGAAGUUUCUAUGCAAAAGAAUUUCAAUGGAAAGGAUAGAUCAACGUCUAAAUCCAGCAAAGUGCAAUAUCGUGUUAAAGACACGUCAACCUCAGUUUUACAUUCCAAAUCCAAACAAACGGGGAAGGACCGCACUAAACGCAAGGAGAAAAGUAAACAGGGUGUCAACCAACGUGGUCGGAAAGGUGAGUCUGUUACGCAAAGUCAAAGCUCAAGGUCAGAAAAUAAAGAAAACACUCCCCCAGUCAUUUCUUGCACCAGCACGACGAAAAAACAUGGAACAGGUGUCAAAAACAUGCCAAGUCCUGGUAGUGAUUCAAUUUUAUCUGGAGACGAGGAGCCAGUUGAAUUUUGUGUCAUGUGGAAAAGCCGGGGUCCUACGUUCGACCAACACGUCGAAAAGUUCAAUGACAUUGUUGAUAAAGAUGUUGGAGUAAAAUCGCAGAUUGUGAAAUAUUUUGAACAGGAGCGGGGAACGCUUGUUUUGUCAGUGUAUUGUAGCGAGGAUACCCUUGUUAUCUGUAACAUAUGUAUGACAUGUGAACAAGUGAAAAACAUUCAAGCAGACGAACGCUCUGGACUUCUUACUGAAUUAAUUGAAGGCAUGAUGCUUAAAAAAUCUGUGAUUGAUGCACUUGAUGUGGACGAGAUAAAACUCCAUGUGGCGGUCGAUGACAAUGAAAUUGACCUGGCUAUGGAUGAUGUAAGAUAAAAAAUGACCAUUUGACAAUGAAACUGACAUCUCUGUGGUGAGACAUUGACCGGGAACAACAAAACAUCCUGAAUGGAUGUCAGAUGUGAAUAUAUUCUUGGAAGCACAUUGUUGUAAAUUUUACGAAAUUGGAGAAGAUGGUCAAAUCGUCAUACCUUUUGUUUAUGUUAACAAAAACAAUGUGCCGAUAAUUUGAGUGCAAUUAACAAAAUAUUGAAACCCUUGUGAUUCUCUACAUAUAUCUGUUAAAUGCUGAAAAGAUACAGUAUAUGUUAAAAUGCUUUUCAGAUAUCUAGAAUGUAAAAUGAAAAUAUCCAUUUGUCUUGUUACCCUUGGUACGGUAAGUUUUUUCCCUGUGUUGUACCAUUAGUUCAUUGCUUUUGAACCUAUACAUGUAUGUAGAAAGCAAAGUAAUAAAGUACCCCUGUUUUCCGUUACACUUUGUAUCCCUUACGUACGAUAUAUGUUUUCCUUAUUUUGGUGGACCAUAAAACAUUUUUGGCUUCUUUUUUGUGUGUGUAUAGAAUGUAGUUAACAUGUUUUUUAAUUGCAUCUUGUGACAAGAAAGUGAUUUUAUUUAAUUGAUAAAGGGUAUAUAUACUGUCAUUUUUCUGACUUUAAUCUCCAUUUUGAAGGAGUUCCAUAAAAACCAACACGUAAAAGUAUAGUAUGAAAGGGGUGCUUACAUUUAAGUUAUUUUGAAUAUAUUGGCUGGUUCUAGCUCAAUCAGUAAGGGGGAUAACUCAAAAAUAGUUUUUAGGAUUUUUGAAUUUCGUACUCAUUUAUGAAAUACAACAUGUUUUAUAUCAUAUUUAUAUUUAAUUAUCUGUUUAUGCUUACCUCUAUUUUUAUAUUUUAAGCAUCAAAGUUACAGAAAUUACUUUUUCUUCACCGGUUUUAAGUUACGAUAAAUUUGUCAUGAUUUUAUAUAAAAAUACAUUUUUAUAAAACGGCACAUGUAUUCACUGUAUAUAUAUUGGCGGAAAUAUACAGACAGCGAAUAAAUAGCGAAAGGAUGUGUAAUUGUUUAACCAAUGAAAACCGUCGUUACAUCACAGACGUAGUAGAAUUGUUUUUAAUAUAUGUACGCACUGCCAUGAGUGUGCCGAUUGUUUUAUAUACCACAAGUAUUCUUCGCAUUAUGUUAAACAGUCAAGCUUACUCACGAUCAAUUCUACACAGCAUUUCUGAAAUAUUUAUGUAGCAUACACAGUAGGUGUCCGUAAGGUAAGCUUGAAUGCUGAACUUUGUAUCGAUAUGAGAACGGUCCUACAGCUUUUCACGAGUACUUUUGGUUUUCGAAUAAGUGGCCAACAAACUUACAGUUCGUGCCUGGUUGUUGUAUUGGUAACAAGGGCCAUUGUAUAUAUGCAGAAGUUCAGUAAUUUGAACUAAUGAGCUAUUAUAUAAACACCAAUUACUACAUCGGGUACUAUUUGAUAAUUGUAGUCAAUUCAGACACAUAGAACUGUAAGGUACGGUUUAGUUAUUCACAUGAAUCGAAUCAAUAAUUUGAACAGGGAAAGUUCGACUCCAUGAUGAGCUUAACGUCAUUCACUGAACAUGUAGCCAAGCCUAUGUUGAAAACUAUUUUGUUUUAAUUCUGUCAUUAAACUUUCAAUAUAUUCUUUUGCUUAUGGUAUUUAUGUCAAGUUCAGGUCUUUUGUGAUCAUCAAAAACAAAUUAUGCUACGUAUGAUAUGUUUUAGAAAGUCACAAAUCGCUGAAGAUAAAUUUCAAUUGGAUUCUGAUAUUAGCAUACAGUGUAUGCAAAUACUUUUCCAAACAGAAAACCAUCUGCCUUGUAAAUGGCGUCCCCACUCUCUAUGUACAUUGUCGGAGCAUCCCAACUUAAGAGGUUCCUUUCACUUGCAUGCUGACAAGGAUUUUGAUGACAUAAUAACUUCAGAUAUUCAAAUGACAUUUUUUUUUAUUUUACAACCCAAUCAAAACCAAAUGUGUAUCAUAUUUAUGUCCAAAAAUGAUCUGUAAAAAUUUCAGAGUUUUUUCAUAGUUGGAAUGGAUUUAAUUAUACCGAGAUGUGUCUUUUAACUAUAGUAAUCAGAUAACCAAAAGUCAUGUACUUUAGUCAGUAUCAAGUAUUGAGUGGCGUCCUCUUCAGAAAAUGGAAUUAUAAAUUGAAUAAAGCUCUUACCACUUGUUAAGUAUAUACAUGUACUUGGUAGUAUUAAGUUUCAUUACAAACAGACACAUGAAGCCAAAUGUUUAUUAUUAUUAUCAUUUUAAAAUUAAUAUUUAUUUGUAUUUUUGGUCUGCUGGUUGGAAAUGAUAGAAUACCUUUUGUGAAAAUUUUUGCCUUUAUCUGUCUCUAAAACGAUUCUAAUCUAAUUUGUUCUAACAGCGAUCGAAUUAUAUGAUGUAUUUGAUUGACUGACAAAUACAUUUCAAAGAAAAGUAAUGUCUCGAUAUCCGGCUGUUACACAUAUUAUUUCUUAUCGGCCAUUACAGACACUGAAGAUUUACUUCCCUUUAUUAGUUACCAAGAUAGGAGAUUUACCAGAGUGUACGUAUCAUGCGGAAAUAUUGAUGCAUGCAUUUAAAAACUUUGCAUGACAAGUAGCAAAGUACACAAGACAUGUGAGAGCAUAUCUACAGAUUGAAAUAUUAAAUGAAUAAACUGAUGUGAACAAUACAAUUGUAUCUCGCAUAUGUUGAGGCUCUCAUAAUGCAUCGAAAAGAAAACAUCAUAUAUUGAGAUGCAUAUGUAUAGAUAUGUUAUAUACGGGUAUGUGAGAAAAAGAAUACGUCACCAAUUGAAAUUUAUAAUAACCCAGCUGUAUUCACAGAUUAUUACUGUGUAGCACCAUCAUAAGUGCAGUAGUACGGAGUUACUGUCUUUAACAAUUCACGGUUACAAUUAUCAUUACCACGGAUAUAGCAUAUAAAUUUUCAAGGAGUAUUUAUUUUUCGCAAAUUCAAGUGUCACACAAUUAUUUUUGUAAAGUAAUAGAUAUACACGCCAAGUAAGUUGCGAAUCAAUAGUCUAGCUAAUUAUUUUGGAAACUUGUGUUCAUAAAUAUAAAUGCUCACGAAAUGAUAGUUAUCUUUAUUAGCAGGGUUGAUUGUAAGUUGUCGAUUUUUUGAGAGUGAUUGCAGUGGCUUAUGGGCCAUUUUGUAAACUAUUUCGUUACUUCGAACCCGAAAUAUUUUCCGCAAAUGAAAACUGCGGUGUUUCGUUGAUAAUUUUCUUUUUUGAACUCUCAUCCAACUGAUGGUCGUGAUAUAUAUCAGUGUUGUGAUUUGACAGUUUUUAUACAUGCGUGGACUUACAUAAUUGUAAUGCUUUUGUAUGAAUUACACUGCUAACAUAUCAGAUCAGUGACGUAAGUCGCCAUGUCAGUAAUAUUAAUCCACAACCACCACAGACAUCCCUUUUAUUCUGUGUGGCUUACAUGUCAACAAGUUUGACCGAUUUUUAAUGUUCACCGUCAUUUGAAAACUAGUGCACGUCUAUUUUACGUCUGUGACAUUAUUUAUGCUUAUUCAUAUGUGGGAGUCGACCUCUCGUGAACUCGUGCGUCGCGAAUACGUCUUAUAAAAAGUGAUCAUUUAAAGACAUACUGUUUUUUCCAUUUAUUUCGUAAGCUCAUGUUCACAUUGUAUUUGCUGCUAAAUUUUAUUGAAUCAUGACCAAGUUUACACAAUUAUCAUUAUAGCUUGAAUGUAGCCACCAGUUGUGAUAAGAUUUAUCAGUGAAUUGGAAAUUUACUUGAUAAUUCUAUCGUAUGUCUAAAGCUAUAUUGUAUACAUCCUUUGUCAUUUCAAACAAGCCUAUGAUCUCCUAUGAUGUUUUUUUUACUUUUUAUUUUGAUGGGAUACAACUGAACGCAGUUAUUAUACAUCCGAAAUUAAUCAAUGCAUCGUUUAUUCUUGCUUUAUAUUCAAUAUACAAAUGCAUUUGUAGUGCAUUUGAUCAAAUCCGGUUGUCUGGUACAAGUCAUUGUUUUUAAAUUUUAUUCUUGUUCAAUUAGAAUACGGUUUCUGUUUGAAACAAAUUCCUUAACUAUCGGUUGAUGAUAUACGUCCUACGGUUCAACACGCUUAUAUAUUAAUAUCGAUGUGCAUGGAUACAUAUUCCUUUGCAAAAUGCAGGGCAUUUAGCUCACCAUUGGCAUUUAACAAUUUCAGAAGUCAAAUCACCUUUUCCCUGAAAUUUGAUGGGUCAAAACACUUUGCAAAUAUACUUGUCGUUUCAAACCCAAGAGUGAAAUUUUAUAUUUGGGAGUCACAAACAUAUACUACCAAGGAUGUAAUGAACGCCCUGUGAUGUAUGUUUUUUCGUUCAAUACGUGAUUGUCACAAUUGCCGUCAUCUGCAUGUAGUAUUGUCAUUAACAUCUCUAUGUAUACUGGUGUAUAAUGCGUAGAGAACCAACUGGUAACGUUAUUUGUCCUGUUUUCAUUCAAUGGGAUACAACUCUAAUAUUAACUUGGUAUUACCGGUAGCCGUUGUUAUGCACUUAGUGAUUUUACAGAUUAUUUCAAAUAUCGUUUUUACAAAAACGAUUAAGAGUCCAUUUAAGUUAAAAACAUUUUAGUCGAAUAAAUGAAUCCAAAUGAGAA